Molecule: messenger RNA, 702 nt
Organism: Alternaria ethzedia
Lineage: Eukaryota; Fungi; Ascomycota; Dothideomycetes; Pleosporales; Pleosporaceae
Exons: 1
Coding region: 1-702 (233 amino acids)
Molecular function (GO): nucleic acid binding
Source: RefSeq, a predicted model, not a curated record
AUGUCCGCUCCCACCACAACACCGACCGCAGACGAGUACGACGCCGACGAGCUUCUUGAACAGGAUCCCGAUGUCUCCACCAAGCCUUUCGUCGAACAGCGCGCUUUCGGACGCGGUCUGUGGAAGAACCCCAUCAAAUUCGUCUCUUCCGCCCCCGAAGUACAGCCAGCACCCACAUCCACAAACGGCAAGACCAUGGCCGAGAAGUAUCUUGCCAUAAUGUUUCCCAAUGGUCAGCCGCAACCAGCACCCGAAGCAUACCCUCGAUGCGGCAUAUGCGGCGAGCCCGUCAAAGAGACCGACCAGCGCAUACAUUACCUAAGCCCUGCACACCAGGCAGCACUUCCGCGAGCGCCCAUACCCUCCGCGAUCGAUCGGACAAGAAUGGGACUGAAAUACAUGGAGAAGCACGGCUACGAUGUCGAUGCGCGACAAGGCUUGGGUACGAGUGGUCAGGGCAUGCUCUUUCCGCUUGUUCCCAAGGAGAAGCGCGAUAAGCUGGGCUUGGGCAUAGACAAGAAAGAGCACAUCCAGAGGAAGUCGUUAGGUGGCGCAAGCCGUGCAGACGUCAGAGAGGGCAGGCUCGAUGCCGGCAAAGUUAGGAAGCUUGCCCAGGUCCAAAAGAGGAAGGAUGCGAAGUUGCAAAGGAUGUUCUACGGCAACGACGAGGUUGAGAAGUAUUUGGGACAGCUAGAGGGCUGA